GAAUAGAAUAACAGAUGUGGAGGAGGUGGAGCAGUUUCUGAAGGAGGGUAUCAUAAUGAAGGGUUUCCACCACAGCAACGUGCUCUCCCUGCUGGGCAUCCUCCUGCCGCAGGAAGGCCUCCCUCUGGUGGUGCUGCCGUACAUGAAACACGGGGACCUGCGGCACUUCAUCCGCUGCGAGAAGAGGAAUCCCACCGUAAAGGAUCUGAUUGGCUUCGGGCUGCAGGUCGCGAAGGGGAUGGAGUAUUUGGCUCAGAAGAAGUUUGUUCACAGAGAUCUCGCUGCACGCAACUGCAUGCUGGACGAGUCAUACACAGUGAAGGUGGCAGACUUUGGCAUGGCCAGAGAUGUUUUUGAUAAAGAGUAUUACAGCGUUCAGGACCACAGGAAGGCCAAGCUGCCCGUCAAGUGGAUGGCCAUCGAGAGUCUGCAGACGCAGAAAUUCACCUCCAAGUCUGACGUGUGGUCCUUUGGUGUGCUGAUGUGGGAGAUGCUGACCAGAGGAGCGAGCCCCUACCCAGAGGUGGACCCUUAUGACAUAACACAUUACCUGCUGAAGGGCCGGAGGCUCCCCCAGCCUCAGUACUGCCCUGACCCUUUGUAUAGCAUUAUGCUCCAGUGCUGGGACCCUGAUCCGGAGUUGAGGCCCAACUUUUCUACGUUGCUGUUGGCCGUCGCCACCAUCCUGACCGGCCUGGAGGGAGAACACUACAUCAGUCUGAACGUCACCUACGUGAACCUGGACCAGCCGAGGCCCUACCCGGCCCUCACAGAGUCUGCGGACGAGAACAACUCCACGGAUGGUGAAGACUCAGGCUCCAUCUCCUCCUGAUCCACUCCUCUUCCUCUCUCCACUUUAAACUGGUAUUGGUGCUCACAGCGAGGAUGCAAACAAAUUCAAUUAGGUCGCAACAGUAUCUCCUACUAGUAAGCAUUGGAAACAGAGGUGCUGCCUACUAUAAUGUGCGUGGAAGUGGUGUUAAGAUGCUUUCAGGGCAGCCAUAUUCGAGGGCUGUCACGUUGCCGCCAUAGAUAAGUAACGUUUCAGUUUCCACUCUCAUUUUAAGCUGGAUAUACACUGUCUGGUUUGGAGCAAC
Molecule: messenger RNA, 1097 nt
Organism: Notothenia coriiceps (black rockcod)
Lineage: Eukaryota; Metazoa; Chordata; Actinopteri; Perciformes; Nototheniidae
Product: hepatocyte growth factor receptor-like
Exons: 6
Coding region: 56-832 (258 amino acids)
Biological process (GO): phagocytosis; nervous system development; cell surface receptor protein tyrosine kinase signaling pathway
Cellular component (GO): plasma membrane; signaling receptor complex
Molecular function (GO): ATP binding; transmembrane receptor protein tyrosine kinase activity
Source: RefSeq, a predicted model, not a curated record